Molecule: messenger RNA, 786 nt
Organism: Patiria miniata (bat star)
Lineage: Eukaryota; Metazoa; Echinodermata; Asteroidea; Valvatida; Asterinidae
Product: putative protein TPRXL
Exons: 2
Coding region: 1-786 (261 amino acids)
Source: RefSeq, a predicted model, not a curated record
AUGCCAGCAAGGGUAGCCCCACCGCCAGCAAGGGCAGACCAACUGCUGGCACAGGCAGCUCCACCGCCUGUGUGGGCAACCCCACCGAAAGUGCAGACAGCCCCACCACCGUGUGUGAGCAGCCCCUCCUCAGGCUUGGGCAGUCCCACGGACAAUGAGGGCAGCCCCAGCCCAAGUGUGGUAGCCCCACCACAAGCAUGGGCAGUCCCACUGCCGAUGCAAGCAGCGCCCCACUGCUGCAGCGCGCAGCCCCACUGCUGCCACACGCAGCCCCACUGCCGAGUUGGGCAAUCCAACCACUGGUAUGGGCAGCCCCACCACCAACUUGGGCAGCCCUUCCCCGGCUUUGGCAGUCCCACUACUGAUGUGGGCAGUCCCACUGCGGGCACGGGAAGCCCCAACGCCAGCACAGGCAUCCCCACUGCCAGCGCAGGAUUUAGCAGUCCUACAGACGAUGAGGGCAGCCCCAGCCCUGGCGCGGGUAGCCCAACCACAAGCACGGACAGUCCAACUGCCAAUGAGGGCAGCUCCAAUGCUGGCACUGUCAGUCCCAGUGAUGAUGAAGGCAGACCCAGCCCCAGCGAAGGUAGCCCCAUCACAAGUACGGGUAGCCCCACCACCAGUGUGGGCAGUCCAACCACCAGCAUGGGCAGUCCUACUGCUGGCACAAGCAGCCCCACCUCCGGCUUGGUCCAUUCCAAAACCCGCUUGGGCAGUCCCACCGCCGGCAUGGGCAGUUCCACACUUCAGGACAGCCAUUGCUUUACACAACACAUCCACAGAUAA